AAUAGAAAUGAGACCCAAAAAAUCAUAAUGAAGAUUAUUGAUCAUCGUCGAAAGGAAAUUGAAGAUCACAAGGAAUUAGGAAGUGACAUGUUGACACUAUUAAUCAAAGCAAAUACUGAACAGGUUGUUGAUGAAAAUUCUAAACCUUUAACCAAUGAUCAAAUUUUUCAUAUCUUAAUUGAAGCUAUUAUUGGAGGAAUUGAAACUACCGCAAAUUUAUUAUGUUUUGUCAUAUAUCAUAUGGCUCAUCAUCCUAAUGUGUUAGUUCGCUUGAGAGAAGAACUUGAUACUAUUUUUGAUUCCGAUAAUAAUCGUCAAAUAACGAUGGAAGAUCUUUCAAAAAUGCGUUAUACAGAAGCUAUAAUCAAAGAAUGCGCUCGUCUUAUAAAUCCCGCAAAAUUGGCUCAACGUAACUCUUCCUUACCAGGUACUAUUAUCGAUCGUGAAUG
This is a messenger RNA of Funneliformis caledonium, 449 nucleotides long. NCBI's taxonomy places the organism in Eukaryota, Fungi, Glomeromycota, Glomeromycetes, Glomerales, Glomeraceae. The record is from the annotation of a GenBank genome assembly.